GUGGGCAGGGCCGGCGGGGGAAGCCGGGGCGCGCGCUGCAGCUGAGGUUCCCCUCGUGCCGGCUGCCGGGCGGCCCGCGCCAUGUUCUCGGUGCUGUCCUAUGGCAGGCUGGUGGCCCGGGCAGUCCUGGGCGGGCUCUCGCAGACGGACUCCCGCGAUUACAGCCUGGUGACCGCCAGCUGCGGCUUCGGCAAGGACUUCCGCAAGGGCAUCCUCAAGAAAGGCAUGUGCUACGGGGAUGACGCCUGCUUCGUGGCCAGGCACCGGUCCGCCGACGUGCUCGGGGUAGCAGAUGGUGUAGGUGGCUGGAGAGACUAUGGGGUUGACCCUUCUCAGUUCUCAGGGACUCUAAUGCGAACAUGCGAACGCUUAGUAAAAGAAGGACGGUUCGUACCAAGCAAUCCUGUUGGAAUUCUUACCACAAGUUAUUGUGAGCUGCUACAGAACAAAGUACCUUUGCUUGGGAGCAGUACAGCUUGCAUAGUAGUUUUGGACAGAACAAGUCAUCGUUUACAUACAGCAAAUUUAGGAGAUUCUGGAUUUUUAGUAGUCAGAGGAGGAGAAGUAGUACAUCGAUCUGAUGAGCAGCAACAUUACUUCAACACUCCAUUCCAGCUGUCAAUAGCUCCACCAGAAGCAGAGGGAGUCGUCUUAAGUGAUAGCCCAGAUGCUGCGGACAGUACUACUUUUGAUGUUCAGCUAGGAGACAUUAUUCUGACAGCAACAGAUGGACUUUUUGACAACAUGCCUGACUAUAUGAUUCUUCAGGAGCUAAAAAAGCUGAAGAAUUCUAAUUAUGAGAGUAUACAACAGACAGCAAGAAGCAUUGCUGAGCAAGCUCACGAACUGGCAUAUGACCCCACUUACAUGUCACCUUUUGCACAGUUUGCAUGUGACAAUGGAUUGAAUGUGAGAGGGGGAAAGCCAGAUGACAUCACCGUCCUUCUUUCUAUUGUAGCUGAAUAUACAGACUGAUUUACCUAAAAUGUCAGUGUCUGUUCUUUAUUCUGGAGUUUCUAGCUUCGUGUGUACUGUUUCCUGCUGGCAGGAUCGCUUUCUUUCUUUGCAGCUGAUCUCAAUGGCCAGUUACUCAAGCUUGUUGCCUCUUAUGACACAAUUGAGAUCCUUUAAGAACCACUAUUGUAGUACACUGGUCUUUGUCUGCCAGCAAGAAAUGAAGAAACUUAAGGCAUGAAGCUUGUCUCUCAAAACUAAGUAAUCAUUCACAAGGUGGGGGAAACCAGAUCCAUAUGGUUACUACUUUUAAAAUGUGACUAGUUUCAAAUGAUCAAUAUUGAUUGGUUUCAAUUCAAAACUAGAUUUAAUAAAUAAAAUUGAUAAACCCUCCACAACAGGGUGUAUUACUAUUCUGCUAGAAUCAGCCAUUCAACAAAGGAGAUGUUACAAAGCAUACUUUCAUAAACAUAGUCUUGUUACAGUAAUAGGUGAGGAUUUGUUUAUAUAUAACUCCAAUUUUCAAGGGGUUUAUAGCUGCUGUAAACAUUUUGCUCUUGGCAUACAUGGUGUCAGCCUUAGCCUUUUUCUAGUACAAAAUUUGAAAAAACAAAAUUAGUUUGAGCUGUAUGGAUGCACAAGUGUUCUGUGAUUUCAGGUGCUUAAUUGUGAUCUUAAAUGAAAGUUUUUUUUGCAAAUAAUUCGUCCAUAAUGGAGCCUCAUAUCUCUGGAUGUUUUUUGCAGAGGGGAACUUUUUUGUUUAAAAAAGGUUUAUUAAUAUUUUAAGUUGUAACUCAAAUUCACAAAAGCCAGAAUAUUCAAAGUUGAGGUUUAGCAUAAUAUCCUUAAUCUGUGUCUGAUCAGCAUGUGAUGACAUGCCAUGUAUGCUUCAGUAUCUAAGAAUGAUGGGUUGCAUUAAGAACAGAUAAUCCUCAGCUCUGAAGUGUCUUGCUUUUGUUUGCAGAGAACUUUACUGUUAACUAGGCAUAGUUUGUGUUAAUAUUGCCAUUCUUGCUUUGUAUAACAUAGAAUCUGUACCAAAUUACUUUGAUUGUCAUGCUGACUCAUGUGCACCUCUGCUUAUGCUGUGGCAGCAGCAGUAAGUAUACAAAUGGAAAAUAGUUAACUAAUAACUAGCAAAAUUUACAUUUCAGUAACUGAUAUUAGGGUUUUCAGAAUGAACCUUCAUGAUGUUUACAAUUAUUUAAUAGCCACUUUGCAAUAUAGCUUUUCCUUAUGAAUUUUAGUAGCUCACAAUUGUUUCCCCAAUUUCUGCAAGCUCUCUUUCUGAGCUGCAUAAAAGCUGAUAGCUAUAAAGAUCAUACAUAUUUUUGGUCAGAUUUUCAUUAACUUUUUUUGCUGGUAGAAAAGUACUUAGAAAUAAAUUAAAGCCAUGUUUUAUAUAAAAGUCAGGUAACGAUGUUUAGAUGAGUGCAGUUAAACUUGGUCAGUAAGGAAUCUCUCCUUGUCUGAAAGGAGAUUUUACUACCUGGUUCAUUGUAUUAAAACUGUUAAGUUUGAGGAAAUCUCAAAUUGUUUAAAGAAUUUUUUUUGGUGGAGUUGUACUGUAUAUUUGCAUAAUUGUAUGUCAAGCUUUUAUUUUAUUUAAAAUCACUUAACAUGUACCAUGUACAUGUCAUUUUACUAUAUUUUAAUGCAUCAUGCUUGUAACAGGCAUUUCAUUUAUGAGAAUGAGUGAUUAAUUUGGAAGCUGUUCAGUAAUUUAUCUGCUAGUCAUAAAUUGGCCUAAUGUUAGAUAUAUUUUAAAUCACCUUUAACUACUUGUCAAAAUGCCUUAACUACCCUAACUUGGCCAAAAUAGUAGUAGUUUGGUGGGGAUAUGGGAAGGAUUAUACUAAUGAAGAAAAUCUUAGUGUUACUUUUUUUUAUUGUAUAUACAAAAAAGUAACAGUGAUUGGCAGACAACUUAGCACAAACUGUUUGCAGUCCCUUUAAUUUUUAAAAUUUGAGCAAGCUGUAUCUAGGUACACUUUGUUGGAGGGAAUGUAUUCAUGCUGCGGUACAGGGCUUCAUUUCUAGUGUUAGAGGAAUGUCUCUCAAAUCUGGACAUUCUCUACACUAAAUUCUCCAGUAUUUACUGUCACAAUUCCUUGUUAGAGCAGACUUGAUCAAUUACUAUCUUUCCCUAUUCUUGAGCUUACUCUGAUAUUAUGUCCCUGUAGAGCUGAACUGUUUCCUCACUUUAUAAUCCUGCUCAGCCCUCCCUGUUCACUAUUUUCUGUAACUACAAAUUAGGGUAUGUAUGUGAAUCAGAUAAGUGAGUGGCAAAGGUGCUUUUUUUCUCCCUUGAGCUCAGUUGUCACUGUGCUCUGCCUCUACUGAUCCAGGGUCUGGAAUCCUAGAUCAUAGAAAUUCAGCUGUCCUGUUAAUGGCUAAACUGUCUCACCUGAUGAGUCUGAUUCUAAAUCUUGUUUUUAUGUUAAUGCAGUUUUUAGUCAAAUAGUAUAUAUAAAGCCAUUUGCAUCAUAGAUCAUGAUUUUUUUAAUGAAGAACAAAUUUGGAUUUUAAUUUACAAUUUGUAAAUUUAUCCCUCACUGGACACACCAAAGACCAGCAAAGCUUAUAGCUUUUUCCAUCUGUUAAAGCAAUACUGUAUUAUAAAGAGUUAAUAUUUUUAUCACAUGCUUGAGAAUUGUUUUUCUGUUUUAAGAUGUGCACUCUAAACAUAUCAGAACCUAAUUUCUUCCUAUGAAUUCUUAUAAGCUGUCUGCGCACAAUAAAUAUUUACAGAAAAGGAGAUGACAGGACCCGUGUAUUUAAAGUAACCUUAAAAAGAUGCAUGAAGCAGUAAUCCUUCCUAGGAAUUAAUUAUUGUAAUUUUAUCAUGAGGGACAUGCAGGAAAGACAUUUCAGGUGUAUUCAUCUGAGUUGGAAACAUGAAAGGUGAACAGGCUUUCACCAGCUGGAGGGGGUUUGCUCUGUAUCAACAGCUGUUUGGUGGGGAACAGUAAUCUGAAAAGAUGGAACAGCUUUGUAUACCAGUAGCCUAUCAUACCAAGUAAUGCAAGAGCAGCUGCAGGAGCUGGGUGUCUGCAGGUGAGAGGCGCCUAGGAUAAUACUCUUUUGGAGGGAUUGAAAUGUUCCUGGUUCCUUGUCCCAUUAAUAGCUAUCUUUGGGAGAGCUGCAACAUCCAGUUUCUCUUAAGAGUUGCUACCUUUGCAGCCAAUAAAGAAGGAAUGGGAAAAACUGUAGAAUUUGGGACCAGACUGGAUAAUAAGAAAACUAUCUGAAGGGGUGUGUGAAAGUGUAACAAAGAUGAUGUAAGUAUUUGGUAAUUGGAAUUCAUCUCUCUUGGCAAUAGGUAACUUCUCGGUGGAAAACCAGACUAUGAAUGUGUAGAAGUUGACUGUUUGUAGUAGAUUCUGACAAAGAUAGCUGAGAUAAUGAAACAAAUCUGAGUCUGUAUCUAAUGAGGAUGCUUUUGUGUUAGACUAUCAUUUUACCUAUACUUACCUAAGAGGCAAUUAUGUGAAGUGGAUGUCUGAAGUAUGCAGGAAUAGUUCUGUAAAUACAUUUAAAUGAACUGUAAAGAUAUUUAAUAAAUAUAGUAUUUAUACUAA
Molecule: messenger RNA, 4535 nt
Organism: Gopherus flavomarginatus (Mexican gopher tortoise)
Lineage: Eukaryota; Metazoa; Chordata; Testudines; Testudinidae
Gene: PPTC7
Product: protein phosphatase targeting COQ7
Exons: 6
Coding region: 82-975 (297 amino acids)
Source: RefSeq, a predicted model, not a curated record